ACGUUCGUCGUUGGGAUCUUAUAACAUCCGCGGAUAAUAUUUGCCCGGUGAAUUUUGUUCGCCGGCACGUUCCAGGAUCUGUGAAAUUUCUAGAUGGAGAAAUCGCGCGUUUUUCGUACCUUCGCAUCCGUUCACGUGUAUUUGGGAAUAAUUAUUGCGAAACGGAAAACAUCUAACAGCUUGGUCGAACAAUAAACAGGAAGGAGAAUCGUUUCCGAUGUACUGUACUCGUAUAUUAAAGUGUGCGCGAUCGUUCUGGCUAACAGUAUUAUCGUAAUCUCGAGUCGAAGAUACAGUUUGUUCAUCAUGCAGUCGGGAAAACCGGGAAUAUUGAUCUGGCUGGUUAUCGGAGUUUGUCUUAGACGUUGUCGCAGCCUUGUCUUCGACGGACCGAAAAUCGUGACGUACGGCGAACCGUGUGUCGGUCCGAGUCGGCAACUACCAAUCAGGAUCGAGGGGCCGAAACCACCCGUGGAAGAGCAGAAGGUUCCAUUGUCCUUGAACUUAAAAAUCGUUUCGGACAUGUGCGCAAUGCCCCGUUCGCUUCGCCCCGAAUACCCAAUCGUCAUACAAGCGCCUUGCCCAACGACUACAACAGAAUGGUCAAGGAGAGAGGAGAUGCUGAACAAAGACACCCUGCGAGGAAAAACAUACGCGUACAAUACUUAUCUUCCGCCUGUCGGCGAUACUGUCCCGUUCGCCCCGUUGAAAAAGUAUAACUUCUUAAUUAUGGUUCCAGUUCCCGUCAAAGAAAACACAUCCAGUCCACCUACGGCCAAACACGUUCAACGAUUGAAAGGACUCACCACACGAAUCGAUAGAAUACUUGUUCCUGCUUGCCAAGUUCCGCAGUCGCGCGGAUGUUAACCCUUUACGGUCAUAUAUCGACGUUAUUACAUUAGGUCUGAAUACAGAGAAUUCUCCCGAAUUUUCCUCCAGCUUGAAAAUAAAAAUGGACAAUUUGGCAAGAGCAGAUACGAUUAUUCGAGCC
Messenger RNA from Megalopta genalis, 991 nucleotides. RefSeq lists its product as uncharacterized. The record is from RefSeq and is a predicted model, not a curated record. Lineage: Eukaryota; Metazoa; Arthropoda; Insecta; Hymenoptera; Halictidae.